Molecule: messenger RNA, 1566 nt
Organism: Sphaeroforma arctica JP610
Lineage: Eukaryota; Ichthyosporea; Ichthyophonida
Exons: 4
Coding region: 240-1415 (391 amino acids)
Molecular function (GO): nitronate monooxygenase activity
Source: RefSeq, a predicted model, not a curated record
GAAAUGUAAUCAAAAAUAUAUAUACGGAAUCACGGAUGAGAUGAGAUGAGAUUGUGAUUGCAUCGCCCAAUAAGAACCACCAAUUUUACUGAUGACUCAUACCGACUUCGAAGUUUGAUACAUACUGUACAGUGUACAAACUACAUACUGUACAAUGUACAAACUACAGUCUACAAUAUGUACUACACGCAUUUAUAUGAUGGCAAACAGUAAACACAGUUACAUAUCAGUAAUAAAUUAUGCGUAUCGAGGUGCAACGUGUGCUACAACGUUUUCGCCGGUUGCCAGUGGUGCUAGCCCCUAUGGCGGGAGUGUCUACACCUCGACUGGUCGCCGCUAUUUGCAAUGAAGGCGCGACCGGCAUACAUGCAGGGGGUUUCCGUAGUGUAAUGCAACUAGCACAGGAUAUCGACGAGAUCAGGAGCCUACUUGGUGAAGAACACCAGCAUGCCUUCGGUGUCAAUUUAAUGGUACCUCCGGAAGGUGAAAACGGAGGUGUAGACGAUGCGUAUUCGAAAUUAGAAUUAGCACAACAAAUAGAACGUGCCCGUGUCAGCGUGCUACCCUUCUAUCAGAGAGCGCAAGGUGCCUCUGUGGUGGUACCAACCCCCAAGGUCACACCAUCGUGUUAUAAAGAGCAGGUUGAUUUGUGUCUUGAUAAGGGGGUUCCUGUGGUCACUUUCGUUUUUGGGCGUGUCAAGCCUUCAGAAAUCAAACGUUUGCAAGAUGGCGGUUGUGUUGUCAUGGGAACGGCCACCAGUGUGGAGGAGGCGAUUUUAUUACGUCAGGAUGGUGUGGACGCGAUCUUUGCGCAGGGUGCAGAGGCUGGAGGUCAUAGAGGCUCGUUCUUACGCGGCAUUCAUCUUGUCGGUACUAUGAGUCUAGUUCCACAAAUUGUGGAUGCCGUUUACCCGCUUCCUGUCAUAGCAGCUGGUGGCAUCGCAGAUGGUCGCGGAGUAACAGCAGCAAGAGCACUAGGUGCGAGCGCCUCUGCGAUUGGUACCGCGUUUCUAACCAGCAACGAGAGUGAAGCACAGCCACUACAUAAACGAGAAAUACUACGAAAAGAUCGAUCUGAAACGGAUACAAUUGUCACUGACGUAUUUACAGGAAAGGCCGCUAGAGGCUUUUGCAAUGACUUUGUGAGUCAAUAUCGACCCCACAACAGUAAUCAGCAGUUCGACCGAAUCACUCAGGGAGAUAUGCCGGUCGAUAUAACGCGCAUACGCGGAGAACAGAGCAAUGUGGCCCCUUACCCAAUUCAGCAGGCACUGACUAAUCCGCUCAAGCAGUUUUGUAUUGCACACAAUGAUCCCACGUUGAUAAGCAUGUGGUGUGGCCAAAGUUUUCGUUUAGCCACAGACAACAAAGUAUCCCGUAUCAUCGAGGAGAUUAAAGAUAAAUUGCGCCUGUAAUACGGCCUGCUAACCAAAACGAUAUAUUUAUAUGUAUAGUUGCUGGAUUCGAGUUUCUCGGUCCGCCCAAGCCAAACAACCUCACACACUUAACUGCGAAGGGCAUGUGACCACGAAGAAGAUCUUUAUUAUUAAUAAACCUUGCCGUACG